Molecule: messenger RNA, 1023 nt
Organism: Echinostoma caproni
Lineage: Eukaryota; Metazoa; Platyhelminthes; Trematoda; Plagiorchiida; Echinostomatidae
Source: the annotation of a GenBank genome assembly
AUGAGGGGGAAGCCCGCAGCUGUGCAGUUGGAAGAUCUUAUAGCCAAGGCUGAACUGUACAGCAAGAUCAAACUAGCCGGUGGAGCGAUUGCAAAAAGUCUCACCAGUCCUCUGAAGGCAGCACCAGAAUUACUGGUACAGUCUCCGACACAAGAUCAAGGAGGAGAUCAUCGGCAUCGGCGAACGGAACGUGAAGAAGAUGAGGAAUUGCUCUCGGAGACCAAACAUGGUCCUUCUGCUGUUCAACGGUUUGAGUCCUCUCCAUUCUUUGUCAAGGGUGGUGAAAUGCGUGACUAUCAGGUUCGUGGGUUGAACUGGAUGAUUCAGUUGCACCACGAUAAUAUCAAUGGAAUCUUGGCUGAUGAAAUGGGCUUGGGGAAGACACUUCAGACAAUUUCCAUGCUCGGUUACAUGAAACACUGUCGACAUAAGGGUGGUCCCAGUCUGAUUAUUGUUCCCAAAUCUACCUUGGCAAACUGGAUGAAUGAAAUUAAACGUUGGGUUCCCACAUUACGACCUGUUGCCCUUAUUGGAAUGCAAGAAGAACGGAAUCAAAUAAUUCGUGACGAAAUCAUGGGAAAAGAGUGGGACAUCUUGGUCACGAGUUAUGAAAUCUGUAUCCGCGAGAAGGCUGUCUUGCGCAAGUUUAACUACGUCUAUCUUGUGAUUGAUGAGGCGCAUCGUAUCAAGAACGAGAAAUCUAAGUUGUCCGAUAUUGUACGUCAGUUCCGUUCUCAGAAUCGCCUUCUGAUUACUGGGACCCCGUUGCAAAACAAUCUUCAUGAAUUAUGGGCUCUGUUGAAUUUCCUAAUGCCUGAUUUGUUUGCCUCCUCUGAAUUGUUUGACGAUAUGUUCAAAACCAACAGUGAACAAGAACAGAACUUAAUUCAGCGACUGCAUUCGGUGCUAAAGCCGUUCCUUCUUCGACGUAUCAAAGCAGAUGUCGAGAAGAAACUCCCGCCAAAAAAGGAGAUCCAAAUAUACAUUGGUUUAAGCAAAAUGCAACGUGAACUAUACACAAAA